AUGGCCACAAGUUUAAAUACAUGCAUUACGCUUAAGGUACGUUAAAUAGUUUUCGUCGCAUCACGUCCGAAUUAUGGAUUUAAUCCUAAAUCAUUUUGGACCAUGUAUAAAAUGGGCUUUUUGACCGUUGUAUUAUCACAGGUUUUGAUGCAAAUGCUCUGCUUCGUAUUUUUAUUUCUUGACACAGGUUUUGUGUCUACUUUUCCUCCAUUCUGGAUAUUCAUCCAGCCAGACCACAAUGUCAUUAUCAGGUAAAUUGAAGAUGUCUUCCCAAAUCAUCCGCCUUUUUCUCAUAUUAAAGGUCCAUUCCUUUAACUGUGUAAAAAAUAUUUGCCGCAAAACCUUAGUACACACCUUUUAAAUUAAAAAAAAAAACAUAAGCAAAAUGCUAUCACGAGAUUCUACGAAGCCUCAGCAACAACUUUCCCCUUCGGGGCAGCUUACACAGUCUGACAAAAGAUCUUGAGUGCCAUGUAAAUAUUCGUUCAAGUUUUUUUCAUUAAAAAAGUUCUUGUUAGAAAUCCCCUAGGCUUCUUUCUCAGUCUUGCAAUGUUUUGAAAUAAACGUUCCCUCUAUUUAAAACUGACUGUUGCACGGGAUUCGAAUUCGGUUUUCUUGUAUAUCCUGACUAUAGUUUCUUGUGAAGGGAACUGGUUGAGCUGAACAGGUGCAGAAAAGCGUUAUCUCGGCUAGUAUUUCCAGAAAUUAACAGUCGCUGUUUAAAAACACGCAAACAGAUAAGAAGUCAAAGUUAUGCACCCGAGCUAAUUUUAGAGGAUGUUUACGCUACGAAAAAAUACGCGUGUAGACCUUUUUGAUGGCCUGUAGUUUAGUACCAAAUUUUUAUUCACCAGAUUUAGAGGGACUUCAAAUCAUCUUUUUAAAUAGUAAAUUCUAAAUAUUGAUCAUAACAAUUUUCCCUUUCGAUUCUGUUUGCUAUUUAAUUUUGAAAUUUAUUUCCUCGCAUAUUUCAUUUGCAAAUAUAUAAAGCAAGCCUAAUUCCAGGCGGGUGGUACAGGUUUAAUUUUUUCCAUUUCCAGACCGGAGAACUAAAUGCUGACAGUGUGAAAGUGUGAGCGCGUGUUAUAUACAAAUCCUUUUUUUUUUAUAAAACCAGAUUUAAGGAUUUGUCUCUCUUAUUUCCUUGCAUUCGGGAAUUUCAUGAUCAGUAAAAGUGAUAUUAAGAGAGGGUUUCUUUAGGUGAGUUCAAUGUUUCAUGCCAAACAUGUCAGCUUCAACGCUUUUUUUAUUGUGGUUAAGAUUUCCUUUGCCAGAUUGUGUUUUUACUCGACAAUGUAUUUUCCCUUCCUGUUAAAUUCUAGGAGGUGGCUUUUCGUGCAAAAAUAGUAAAGGCCUAUUCAAUUAAAUUGAAGUCUAACCCUUAUAUUUGAACUAAAAACAUCAUAUUUGGUAAACAUUAGCCGAAUGCCUAGUGAUUAAGUGUCACGGACAAACGAAACUUGCCGACUCACUUCUAAACUGACGUAAAUGUCCGACAAACGUCAAGUAAGAUUUUAUGUUUCAUAUGGUGCAUUCUCCUGCAAUAUGAAAUAUGCCAUACAGUGUUGUUUGUCUUCUUGUUUCCAUUUGACUACUUGUUCAAACUUUUCCAGUCUUUUUAAUUACAUUCUCACACCAUGAGGGAGAGAAAAUCUCUCGAUAUAAAAGGAGGAAAAACGUUUCCCCCCUUAUAUUUUUAGUAAAGAAAACAACUUUUCUUAAGAAGCUUUCAGUUAUUAAAUGAAAACGAUUGGCUACAAAAAAAUGUCAGACUGGUAAAAGACUUGUUUAUCUUCGUUUGGUUCAAAUAUUUAUCAUCGUAAUCGUAUGGGAAGGAAUAACUCAAGCUUCAAAUUUAAAGGAAAACGGUUGCAUUAAUUUUUAAAAGCUUUUUGCUAAUUACCCAUGACCACAAAACAAAACCAGCAUGCAUCAGAAAAUAAAGCAGUGGUAUCCAUCUUGUAUGAAAAUAGAAGGCCUGAAUUGACGUUUUAUUGUUCAAUGAUUGUAUAGCGAGUUUUGUAGGUCUCCUAUCGACCUCCACGCCGCCGAACCUUACCUAAUCACCCCGGGCCAUAAUCAGAGCCGAAUUGUUUUGUUUUGUUUUGUGUUUCUUUUUGUACAUGUUCUACGUAGUUAACUCUUUAAGCCCCAAUAUCCACCUACAAAUUCUCCAAACUGGUCUCUAUACAUUUCCUUUUGGUAGCAGAUCAAAGCAUUUUCUCUUAGGUGAUCAUUUUUUUAACUCUCAUAACCAUUUCUCUUGGUAACAUAUGGAUAUUGUUAGGAGAAAUUGAUGUUGGUCACUAUCGGGACUUAAAGGGUUAUUCGGGUAAUGGUAAACUGAUGGUAAGUCUCAAUCUUCCCUAAAUAUUUGAGAGUUUUAGAAUCACUGACGGCAAAUUUACGACACUGAAGGCUAAUUUGGACCACCUGACCAAGUUUUCUCUUUACAUGUCGUUUACAAAAAUUGAAUGUAGUUUCACGCCACUUUGGUCGUUUAUGAGUUCAUUUUCUAUCUAGCUUGAGUUGUUUGGCGUUUGCUGUUAGCUGUAAACGCGAUUCAGACAGUAGGUCCCUUUUCUUAUCUAGACUGGCCAGACGAUAAUCAGCGACUUCUUCAAAAAGAAAACUAUAGUUAACUGUUGACAGUAGUAUGAUUGCGUGUAGGUAGAAAAAACGUGUUCACAAACAGCAUGAAAUAGGUUCUUUCUUUGGAUUAGUUUUUGUCUUCCAUUCUGACAUAAUUUAUCCACAUUUUUUAGCUGGGAAUAGCAAUAUUCAGCCGUCUCCAACAGUGAGUGAAAGUAACUCGCUCAAUGGAAAAGUUGCAGCGAUCACUAGUAGCUCUGUAAAUGCAUCCCUCGUUCUCAAUACAUCCGGGAUAACGGAAUCACAGGUUCCAAGUCCAUCUUCGGUCACUACUGCCCAGUCUUCCUCAGCUCAGGUAAUUUUAAAACUUAAAUUUUCAUCCAUUACUUAAUAACAAACAGCCUCUUUAUUUCUUCAUUUUUUUUUGCAAAUCUCAUACCCAGAUCUUUCUGGCGUCUGUGCAUGUCUGUAGGUUUUGUAAAUGUGAUCUGGGAGCUAAUCUGGGAGCGAGAUUUGGGAUAAGAGCGUGCGCAUAUAUGCACUUCCCUAACAGAGUCUCACAGGCGCUGAGUUGCCCCCAAGCCUCUGUUUCAGAGCGAGGCGAAGUGCGAAGCCUUUCAUAAAAAAGAUGAUUUUUUAAUUCUCAUUUAGUAAAAUUCCUUUUCACAAGACAGGUUUUGCACUUAGCCUUGUUCAGUUUAAAGUGAGAGUUUUUGGAACUUGUCUAUUAUAUAAAGGAUCACACUUUUUUGUUGGAUAGUAACAGACGCUUAUCUUUAGACAGGGGUAGUUAUUUUUUGAACGAGCUUGGAAGACAGUAAAUAUAAAAUCAAAUUACCGAGAUGUGCUGGCAAUCCAGCUGUUUAUAUAUCAUAUAUGCAUGUUUUGUAGGUAAAUCCGAUGCCAGAAUGGGAUAAACAAGAAAUCGAACAAAUGUUUGGAUCUCAAGUGGAAGAGGUAUUUAAUCGAUACAAUACAAAAGAAGGAACGUUUAUUGUGUGAUAUCAAUACAAUCUAAAAAAAGGAACGUACUGCGAACUUUCCCAAAGGGAUUUUCCGUAUUUCCCGCCCUUCCCAAUUUACCUGAGAAAAUAAAAGUCUGGGCAUGAGCUUCAGGUGUACCUCAAUUUUGAAGUCUUCAACACGCUCUUUUAGUUGAGAAUUAUAAUCAAUCGAACAAGAAUCUUUCCCGCCCACUAAGUCACGAUUCCACACUCAUCCAAGAUGGCCGCCCGUAACGCAAAGUCUUCGAUCUCGACGAUCUCACGGAAAAUAGGGGACUGUGAACAGUCUAGCGUAUCAGUAACUGUGAUGAUCUCCUCUAUCUACAUUUAUUUCUUUAUCCCGAAGUUCAAAUAUAUGAAAUUCAUGAUAUAUUCAUCCUUUCAAAGUAAAGUGUGACUUUUUUAUUUUCUUGAGUAACAGAGUCCAUGUUAUCAUUAAGUAUAGCAAACGAAGCGUUGAACACGAACUUCUACCUUGUGCUGGAUAUUUGAAUAUGGAACGAGAAAUCAGAAAUAUCACAUCAUAAUCUGAUUUCGUUUUUCUAUUCAGCUUGGACAGACUUUUACCAAGCCAAUCGAUCCAUUUACCUCAGACCCAGUUGACGAGAAAGUUAUUGAGACGCUGGUUUCCAUAACGAAAACGGGCGUGGCUCUCUUGUGGACAUACAAUGACUCAGGAAACGCAGCUAUCGACUACUUAAACAUUACUGACAGUCUAGGUAAGUUAGCGAGAGUGUUCAAUAAAUCCUACCCUUGUGUAAUGACUCAGUACAUAGGGGAGAGGAGAAGAGUCCAGCAAAAUGGCGCAGGUGAGCAUCGGAAGUGAGGUUUAACAUUCCACCAGGAGGUCGUUGACUCCUGAUCCCGCGAAGAAAGACAAAAAUGAGCAGAGUGGUGAUACGUCAAUACCCAGCUCUCUCCUGUCUUUAAAUUCCUAUACCAUAAUUGUAAAGAUCCAAUCCAAGACCUACCCCCUCAGUCCCGUCUCUUUUAUUUCAGUUAUAGCCUGAUUUCGUUUUUUUGGAAGGGGAGAGGUCGUCUGUACACAGGCUAUUUCCGUUAAGGUUUAAAGAUUCUUUGAAAUUCUGCAUUUUUGCCUCAGUCAUCGAUCAUCAGGAUCAAACAAAUACGUUAUCUAACUUGUAUGUUUUUUCCUUUUAAUCCUUCCCAGUGAUUUCACUGAAGAAGUUUGACUGUGUCCAAGAGAGAGCUGCUGACAUUCCCGACCGCUCCAACAGAAGUACAAGAAAAGAUUUGCAAAAGGUCAACGACUUUGUGGAGAUGAAAUUUGAUUGCCCAUUGAUCGUGAUAAAUGGUAAGUAUAGAACUUGAACGAGUUCGUGAUCAAAAACUCUACCUCUGAUACAAACCAUUAGGGUGACCUAAGGCAAUCAUCGGGGUAAUAUUAGACACCAUUAGGUUGACCUAAGGUAAUUACUCUGUACCCCGGAGCAACAUAGGCCGAUGUGUUUUAACUCCUGUUAUCUCUACCACAGGGUUAACUUUUAACAGAGUAUUUGAGAUGUCCCUUCCCCUUUCACCAGCAAAGAACUCAACUCUGGUGUCAGUAAGGGGUCGUUUUGACUCGCCUCUCGUCCCAUUGUUCCUCGCGUUUUUAAAUCAGCAAUUAUUAUAAUCAGGAAGUUAGUUUAUAUGGGCAUGGGUGGCUUGGGUUGGAAUUCAAUUUACCAAGAAUGCCAUUAAUUAUGGUCUGGGUACUUUUCUAAAGAGAACGAAAUCCACUCUCACAGUCGUUCGACAACGGUAAAAGCUUCCUUAUUUUGCGUGAUUUCGUGGGUGCCCUGUUUAACCAGGUGGUACAAAUCUGGAAUUAUCCCCUUUAUACGGAUGAGUGCCAUUUCGCUGCCAUUUUAAGCCCUUCGGGCCGUCAGACGCAGCCAUUAACAGGGUAUUAUUUAGCUUGCAGGAGCCUCUCCUCAUGCUUACAUUAAAGCUCGAAAAGGGAUUAUUCCGUGAUUAUCUAAAUAAUUCUUCUGUGUUAAACUUCAAAGCAACUCCUCCGGAAAAUUCCCACACAAGAAAGAGACGGGAAGUUCAAAUUGAAGUAACCAUGGAAGUGAAUGGCGUGGAAAAUGAGGACGACUUCCACGAGUUCCAGUUACGUCAUCAUCACUCAAGGUUUAGGAGGGAUGCCGCUGAAACGAGGCAGUGCGGCCCACUGAAAUGCGGUAGUAAGUAUCAAACCUACGGGUUUCUGGGGUGUGUGUUUGACAGAAAUAUUCCCACACUAUCUGUGGCAGUCCAUUUUGGCGCGUUUUUCAAGACAUAACCGUGGACAUAACCGUUUGCUGCGGGUUGAUUUUUUGUUAUUGAUGAUGUCUUAUUAUAAUUAACAUUACUAUCUAAGUUAAGACUUACCAUUCCUACCUGUUUUUUUUAUUGGAAACUCGCGGUCCAUUCCAAUUGUAGAUCUUUCAAUUUGAAAUUAAAGCACUGCUAGCGUCUCAAAAUAGGAGCGAAGAAUUGGUACAUUAUUAGUACAGUUAAAGCUCUCGUUGCGACGUCUCUCGUAAGCGACCAGCUCUAGUUACUAGCGCGUGCACCUGUGUGAAACCCCAUUUGAACUGUAACUUAAACUUAAUGAAAAGCUCUCGUAAUCGACCGCUCCCGUGAGCCACAGCGAUUAACAAAAUGGACGUUUUCUUUUGUUUUUAAGCUCUCGUAAGCGACCACUCAGAGUCUAAUUCACGUAAAUCAACACCCGACAAAACACAAACUGUGCGAUUUAUUGAACGGCUUCAAAAUAUGGUGACCUUCAUCAAAUCAUUCGUGCGCUAUUAUUUAGAUUUGUGGUUAUUUUGCUCUAGAAAAUUAGAUGUAAUUUUUAGCCCUGUUUAUAUCAGAUAUAAAGACACUCAUUAAAAAUUGAUUUCUUUUGUUUUUUCUUUAUGAAUUAUUAAUGAGUUUCUGAAGCUCUCUCAAGCGACCACCCUCUAUUGUUUUAUCAUGCGGUCGCUUUCGAGAGCGCAUUCCCGUAUGCGACCUCUUUUUCGAAUUUCCAAGUUGGUCGCUUACGAGAGCUUCGACUAUGGUUACGCAUGCCAGUUGGUAUGACUGAAUCUGAUUCUAGUUUAUUAUUUCGACAGUUGAAAGGUUCGAAGUCUCAGGAUUAGUCAUCACCAACAGAUCAUGGAGCGAAAAUCUUAAAGACAGUAGAUCCUCAACGGAGUUCGUAAAAUUGUCAACAGAGUUAGAAACUUCGGUAUGCAUUUUAAUCAUUGAAAUUUGAAAGUCAGUAGUGGUGGGAGGGAGAGAAUGGAUCUAUAUAACUCCAAACCAAUAAAAUUCCAGAAUUACUUCCGUACAAAACAGUUCUUAUGUGGUUUUAGUUUUAUGGUUUUAUCAGUGAUAUGUGAUAUACUUUAAUAUGAUACUAUUUCUUUAGUAUGUUGUUCUAACUUUUGAGUCUGUGGGUGAAAUCCCGUGGUGUUACCAUUCAAACGAAACCUCUUCAGCAGUACUUUCACAUGGUACCAUUUAUUUAGUAUGAAGUUCUAACUUUUGAGUCUGUGGGUGAAAUCCCGUGGUGUUACCAUUCAAAUGAAACCUCUUCAGCAGUAUUUUCACAUGGUACUAUUUGGUUUGAAUGUAGUUCUAACUUUUAAGUCGUUGGAUGAAAUCCGAAGGUGUGAGUAUCCAAAUGACACCUCUUCAGCAUUACUUUCACAUGGCGCUAUGUGUUUUGUAUAUACAGUGUUUCUAACUUUUGAAUCUGUGAAUGAAAUCUUCUGAUUUCCGUUCAAAUGAAACAACUCAAAUACUACUUUACAAGGUACUAGAAAAUUUGGAAUUUUUUUGCUUAAGUAAAUUUUUUCUCCGACUGCUACUAGGAGAUUGCUGUUUUAGCUGAUUUAUCGAUAGAAAAACACUAACGCAAAGCUAUUGUAUCUUCUUUAGUUGAAGAAAGUUCUGGAUCCGUACUUUACAGAGGUGAACAAGAUACACAGUUUUACAUUUACGAAGUGAGUUAUGCCGGUUACAGCUGUUGUUCUUUCAUAAGUAGCUGUUAAUAGAAAAGUAUUGGUAUUUUUAUAUCGUAGUAUCUUUGUUACUGUGUCUCCAGUUAGCAGGUAUGCUAAAGUUCUAUGGCUCGCUAAUAAAGGUAUAAUUAUUGUAUUUAUUUAUUAGUCCAAUUGACAAUAUUCUUAUGCUUAUUGAACUGAUGGUGAAAUCAUCACUGAUGGUGAAGUGUGAUUAGAUUUUUAAACUCUUGGGGAAGCCUGAUUUUGUCAAGGUUCCACCAGGGGCAGAUAGCUUAGGCCCCCCGGGGGGGGACUCCGCAUAUGAAAGGGGUGGGGAUGCUCGUCGUCUCGCUUUGGGGUGUAAACUUCGGAUUUUGGUCUCACUUAGGGUGUGUCCUGGGCAAAACGCCAUCAUAUUUAGCCGUGAAGGUCUCGUUUAGGGUUGCACGCGAAAAAAUGUAAAAAUAUACAUUUUGUCAGUGUUUUCACAUGGUCUCUUUCAGCGGUCAAAAAAAGCUUUGUCCCCGCCCAGAUCGGUCUCCUUUAGGGGUUUAAUUCAAAAUUUCCGACGAGCAUCUCCACCCCUUUCAUAUGCGGAGUCCCCCCGGGCCGCCCCCCCCGAGUGUCUGGUUCAGACACCGUACUUUUCAUGUGCCGAACCUAAACUUGAGGGCCUCUUCACAUGGGCCCGGUUGACCGGGAGAUCUAGGCAACUGAGGAAGCCUGCCCUCUCAUGAACACAUCGAAAAUUUUACAAAGGAUUUAGAGGUAAGGCGAGAUCUCCGAAACGGGCCAGCUUGACCGAGCCCAUAUGAAGAAGCCCUUGAUAAGUUCGACAUUGGCGCGACAUUUGAUUCAGACAGCGCACCGUGUGUGGAGCCUGAGUUAAGUACGACAGACUCUGUCGAACUUAACGCUUUUACCGCAUCAAUCUAAAACUGCUGUACUAAAUUGAUUGAGACGUCGCUCUUUUGCCGCACUUUAUUCAUCAGUUGGGUUCGGCACAUGAGUGGAGCGACGUCUGAACCGGGCCUUAUAGGACGAUAUUAUAAUAAAUUAAAUGUCUUUGAAGAAACAGACUUUUCGGGUGAAUAGCUAUUCUUCAAAUGUUAGACGUUAAAUUGAAGCGCGUGCCCGUGUCAAUAUAGUAGCGCGCGGUUGAUGUAUGUCACAGUUAAAAUGAAGCUUAACUUUAACUAACUGGAAAAUCAUCCUCAUUUCACGCUGCUAUAUGCAGGUAUUCCACUAAAAAGAGUCACACCACGUACCCGAACAUCAAAAAAUGCUGUGCAGGCCCUUGGAAAUGAAAUGUUAUGCCACUGCAGGAAACCCAGAAGAGUUGUUGCUUAUAUUUCACAAAUGUUCGCUAAGACGACUCCUGAGACUUAAUCCAGUUUCAGGUACAAAUGUAAAGAACAGGGCUGGCUUAGAUACCGGUCAUGGUGGGAAUUCUUUAAUUUACUGUUAACAUAUCACGUCUUUUAAAGGGACUCCACCAAUGUCGCAGCCAAAUUUUACCUGGAUGUGAAUCUUAAAGAGGUCAAUGUAACCUCUGCUUUGAAGAAAGCGGCCAACAAUGACACGCUUAAGAACUUGAAAGUGGAUAUGAGAGCUAUGUCGAUAUCGGGACCAUUAGAUGUGGGUAAGGAAAACUUAGUUUAGUCGGAUAGUGGAGAAAAAAAAAACAAAGGCCAAAGUGUUAUACAAUAGCAAAGCAACUAAUUUCGUUUUUUCCUCUUUUUUUUGGUACAAUAUUUUUUCAUUAUCUUUUUUUAAAGGAUUUUUUAGCUUGCGAAUACAGCCGUCUCUACUCGCUUGUCGCCUCUUGGGACGUUUCGAGGGAGAGACUCGCGCGAAACCUCCCUAGCCGUCCAAUAGGGACCUUAAGAUCCGACGACGGCGACGGUAACGGGAACGCUACAAAAGCAAUAGGUUUAAUUAGCAAAACAACAAUUUUGCACGUGCAUCACGCUUUUUUGUACAUUUCUUUGCCGUCAUUGCACGACUACGACGUGAAAAUGCCUAAUGUCACGAUGUACGGAGGAAGUACACAAGCGACGACGAGAUUUCCUCUCUCUUUCUGAACUUGGAUAUGGUUCUUAGGAAUUCACCUUCAGGAGGGUUCGCCUACAUUUGACAAAGUUAGUGACUUGGAGUAAUCGCGAUAAAGAUUGAAAGAACGCGAAUCGAAUUCACUUUUUCAGCGACGUUUUCACUGCCGUCGCCGCCUUCGGAUCUUAAGGCCCCUAAUAAGCGAGGACAGAAGGCUGCAUUCACAGGCAGGCUAAGGAUUUAUGUAAUAGUUCCCUUUUUUUUGUCCUUGUAAACAGUUAUCUAAAAUAAUGAUUUUUUUGAUAAUAGGAUAAUGUUAAUAGGACUGAGUAGAGUCCAAUUCGGUCUGUAAUCAUACAAGUGGUUAACAAAAUUGGACGACCGCGAUGCGGGAGUCGACCGAUUUGUUUAAUCACGAGUUACCAAUUAAUCAUAACUGUUACAGUCUGCGAAAAAACAGAUGCAUUAUUUUUUGGUGAAAGAGCAUUUGAAUACCAAAUGUCCAAAAUAAGGGGAAAUAUCACUGGCAGAGACACUGUCUAGUGUUACAAAUUCGUCCAUUAUGGAAAAUCCCCAGUUCGGUGGGGUGGUAAGCGUGGUUGUUGCUAUGGUUAUUGUGAUAACUUCAUCGGUGGAUUUAGCUGAGUGCACUUAAAAUUAAUAUGAUUUGUUAGUGCAACUGUCCGAUUACAGGUGUCCCAUUAAAACCCUACACAAUGAUUACUGAAAAAUCAAGCCGUUAAUGCACCAAUCAAAUUUGAAGAAAUUAUACUGGUUAUGAGUAUGAAGUGUAUACAGUCAAAUCUCCACUUGCGAUUACCUCUCGUAAGCGUCGAAAUAUUCAAAACACCAAAACUUUCCCAGUCAAAGCCCUACAGUUGGAUAGAACCUGUCGUAAACGACCACCUCGUGUAAGCGACUGCGACUACUGUUUUGGACUGACGGUAUAAUGAUUUUCCAUUGUGUUUAACUUCUUGUAAGCGACUUCUAGACAUUUUGUCUGAUCUCUUAUGUUCACUGUGUUUACUAUCCUACUAAGAUUAUGCGAAGAACUUUAGUAACAACAUGGAACUGUACAUACCCUAAGAUCUCUGUCGUGCCAGGGAUGUCGUGUUCUUUUUUAAACGUUAGAUUUCUGUGUGGUCAGUGUGUUGGCAUUUUUUGUAAAUUUCUUUAUUCACAGCCCUUAGCAAUAGCUCAAUGGGCAAAUAUAGUGACUUAAUUGCAUGCAAUAAAUUGGUUCUUUUGUCGUAAGCGACCACUAAGUCUUCACAUUUUGGGUGGUCACUUACAGGAAGUUCAACUGAAUGAAAUAAAGCUCAUUUAACUCUAUUUUCUUUUAUUGCUUAGUUGAUGGCAAUUAUACUAAAUGGGGCUCUUGGAGCACGCCCUGUGACACAGACUAUCAACAAAUGAGAAAACGCACAUGUGAAGGCUCUAAGAAUGGAGGGCAGUGCUAUGGUGACGACAAAGAAAUCAGAAAAUGUGGUAAGAAUUCUUUACGUACAGAAAAUGUAACGUGCUUAGAACAAAGGGGUAUCUUAAGAUAACAGUCCGUCGACUGUCCUGACACAGAAUGAUGAGGAGACGAACCGAAACUUACAUGAUGGGAUAUACUUGUACCAUUCGGCCUUACUAUCACUGUCUUAGUCGCGUCUAGUACCCUAUUUGGCAGACACAAUGAAUCAUUGACAGCCUUGGACUUAGUAUGCUCUAAAUCUCACAUACAGAGCGGGGAUGCUGGUCGUUUUGUUUAGAGGUGUAACUGAAGAUUUUGGUAUCACUUAGCGUCGUACUCAGGACGAAGCUCCGUGCCGGUUAUUAGCCUGCGAUCAGCAAAUCCUUUCUUCCUGAGCCGUCCGCCAACUUCCGUGCUCCUCCCCCCAAAAAGGAACACCUAAUCGCAGGUUACGCAGGUGUCGGUAAGGGCUACAGGUAAAGAAAUAGAGAGAGAAAUAAAGACAGGAAGAAAGAAGGGAAUCAAUGACAACGUCUUGACUAAGGCUUUUAUUUGAUGGGCUGUUUUAGAGUGGUAUCUUUUAGGGGCCACAUAAAUCUUGAACCACGCCACAAUUAGUUCUUGUUAUGAGUUUGAUCCCACCCUUUUCAUAUGACAAUCUUCCCAGAGCAUGUAUGAACUAGUUGAGUCACGCUUUCCGUGACUAUGGCAAGCAAACUCUCAGCCUUACUACCAGGCCUUUUGCUCACCUUUUCGCUCCUCCGAGGAGCCCAUAAUUGGCUCCUGCUCGUCCCUAAAGCUCUUUAUCCCCAAGAAACGCUUAAUAGACAGUGUAACAGAAUCCAAUUUCCUUACGUUUAACCGCAACAAGCCAAUAGCGACCAACAGGGCAAUGAGCUGCAGAUAAGCCGAAGGCCGCCACCAAUAGAGGGAAACUCGAUUUGCAGGAUUUAUUUUUCUCCUCACUUGUUGGGAAAGUGGCGAUAAAAUCUAAAACUGAUAAAGUAGAUUAGCAAUAGUUUUCAGCCUCAUUUGGAAUCCGACCUUUAAAUACCUUUCUGUUUCACCACAGCUUGCGGCAACAACACACAAAAGGAAGGUAACAUCACCACCCCCCGGUACCCUUCGCACUACCCCACGAAUGUCACGUGUGUGUGGGUACUGGAAGCUCCCGAAAACCACACAGUGAAAUUAUAUUUGGAGGAGUUCGAACUGGAAGAAGACAAGAAAUGCCUCUACGAUUACUUCGAGGUUUUUGAGGGGAACACCACGGAUGAAGAGCACAGACUCGGUAACAGGUUAUGCGGAAGCCAUAUUCGUCAGGUGUUUCAAUCCAAGGGCAGGAAAAUGUCGAUUUUAUUUAACUCUGAUAGGAGCCUCACUUCCAACGGCUUCCGUGCUGAAUGGAAAACACAAAAAAUAAGUAAGUCAAUUUUCAAUGGACCUCAACACAAUUGUAUGUUUGAAAGUUGAACGUAUACAGUGGGGAAAAUACAAACAAUAAAACACACAAGCAAAACCGCCUAUAUUUGAAAUAUCACAUUUCUGCCGUCUAAAAAGCUAUUUUUUUUUCUUAACUGUGUUAGAAAUUGUAUGGCGAUGAUGUUUAUGACGAUCAUAGGCGUACGGGCCGGGGGGGGAGGGGGGCUUCAGCCCCCCCAAAUUUUGGGCAACUCAGAUUUUUUGGGCAGCUAGAGAAAAUUUGGGCAAAGCCAGUUUUUAAAGACGUUUCCAUGUUUUUUAUUAGUCUAAAGAGACAAAUAUUUUCUAUUUUGAUCUGAAAAAAUCCUGAAGUCAGCGUAAUAAUCCAGUUACUUUCUCUCGAGACACUCACAGUAGUUUCCUAGCACGUGAUGAAUUUCUGGUUAUAGGGAAGGGUAUCAUUUGUUGAUUUACAAAUUUAUAGUUUUUUAUUGUUGAGCACUGUACUGCACUGCACUGACUGGAAUGGGCUCUUUCCAGUCGUGAAUUGAUUAGAAUUAACUUCCGCAUAUCUUUCUAGAAUCAUCUCCGCUCGUAGAAAUUAACAGUGUAUGGCAGAUAGCAUCAGCAACAGUGGGUCUGAAAAUGAAGAAGUUGCUGACUAGUACUCAGCUCGAAUUACGAGAAGAAUAUUAAAUUUGUUUAAAAAUCUAUCAAGCAAUAAUUUAUUAAAGUAGACCGAAAUGUUUACAAAACCGCUAACAAGAGCGCCUCGAUAGAUACUAAUGAAAUCCUUGUCUCUAGCAAUCGGCCGGAGCUAUCUCCAUGAUCAUAUCUUUUACACACGUUUUUAAAAAGAUUGAAGCUACCAUGAGGUGAAAUUGCCUGUCAAAAGAGCUUCGUUUUCUACAAAUAACGGCCAAACAUCAAGAUUUUUUUUAACCAUAUUUAUAACGAUAAAAACUUCAUCCCAAAAUAUCCCAAUAACACUCCUCUAGAUUCCGUUUUAACUUCACGAACAUCGAGGCGACUAUUGGAGAAAAAAGCUCCAGUGAACAUUUUUGUAGGAACAGGUCCCAGUGCCGAGAAAUAUUUCUGCAAGUAAAAUAGACAAUGGCGUCAUUUCGUUGCGAUGACAAUUCUGAUGUCAUUAAAACACUGCUCACGACAAAUCUUCAUCUUUAUCUAAUAAAACUAUGGUAGCAAUUUUUCCAAAUGUUUGUCUAUGGCGACGUAGUUAUUCUCAAAAUUGGGAGGUAUUGACCCUGAAAAACUGUCAUAGUAUUGAGCCACCUUCAUAUGCCAGUACGGCCUACGUUAUUGCAUCGUAUGGCCCUCGUUUCUUUUCUACUGUUUCGUAAAAAUUUGGGCAACUUGCGAGAAUUUUUUGAGCAAAUGGUUUACCGCCCCCCCUGGCAAAAAAUUGCCCGUACGCCUAUGAUCGCGAUAUCUUAUUAUGGAUCUUAAGCAACCAAGGCGACAAGAACAAGGAGAACGUCAAAAGACAGUGGGUUACGUUUAUUUGAGCAAAGCAACAAUUGUGCACGUGCAUCAUGCUUUUGGUUCUUUUUAUUUAACGUCCACUGCACAAAUACGGCGUGAAAUUAGAACUUGUUAUGAGACCUUCUGUUCUGUAGCAGGACGUGAACGUAUUUUCGUUUUUGUUCUAAACUUGGAUAAAGUCCUUAAAAUUCAAACCAGGUUUCGCCUAUAUUCGAUCACUAAAGUCAGCGAGGUUAAUAAAUGCGAUAAAGUUUGAAAGACGUUUUCACCAUUUCCUUCGCCGUGGCUCCUUGAUAAAGCUACCGAUGAUGAUGAUAAUGUUGAUUUUGAUGUCAAUGAUAUUGAUUUCGAAGUUGAUUUGUCUGUGUAUUGUUGAUGAUAAUAAUUAUGAUGCAUAUUGUCAUAAGUUAAUGAUAAGGAUAGUGUCGUUUAUCCCAAUAUUAUUCAUGAUAUUGAUGCACUUUCCUGACGUUGAUGAUGAAAUGAUGAUGAUGAUGAUGAACUAUCACUUAAAAAAUUAUCUUUUUUCAGAGGAGGAAAUAAUCGAGUACGUUCCACAGUAUGUGACUGCCUUGACUAUGGUUUACAGUCCAAACGUGAACGGAACACAUUAUCCACUAGGAACCGCCUCUACGUGUAUCACGGAAAGGUGUGGUAAUCAAUAGCUGAUCAUAGUGGUAGUCUGAGGUCUCUUUUCAGUGCAGUGGGUGUGUCAUAGUCAGCUGUGGCCUAGCCUGCGUAGCCUUGGGGAUCAUUAGCGCCUGUAAAGUUUUGGCAGAGGAACUGCGAAGCCGUGCGGGGAAUUGGGAGGACACGCUUUCAAAUAUCUUUGGAAUUUUCUCUCAGCGAACAUGAAUGCCAUUCGCCAACAUGCACGAAAAUGAUUCUGCCAGCUACGCAGGUUAGCUGUAGCCACGGCUUCCUCCUCAAAAGAGUACAAACAAGUUUUGAGAUUGUCAAGUGAUAAAUUAGACAACGAUAUUAAUCGAUAAUUUUUUAUGAACUCAACUAAUCACAAUAUGUGUACUUUUUGUUUUUAGCCAAACCAAUGACAAAGAAUGUGUCUUUAAGGAAAAAGUAUUCGUAAUCUCCCGGAUAAUAACUAGCCAUAUUGACCGUGAUCUUUCACUGGCCGGUGAUAACAGAAUUGUGAUCAAUUUUGAACACAUCAUGGUAAGGAAAUAUAGCUAGAGAGAAAAUAUCUUGAAAAAUGCGAGCUUUAAGAAACAAAAUUUACAAAAGAACGAAUCAUUAGUAAUAGUAGCAUUGGAGGAGAAGGUCAUGGAUUGGAAACCUGUUGGGAAAAUCCGCCUCUUUUCGUUCCGAAUCGCUUGUAUUAAAAAAGAUCACUAACUGAAUGACUAUAAUUCUGAUACAUCCAACUUUGUAAUAGAUAUAUGAUAUACAAUACAGAAGCUUGCCGUAUUCAUAGACUGCGGCAUUCACGAGUUGUUCCGUACGAGGUUAGCGGGGGUUAAGAUAUGUAGACUGGUUAUCUGCCAUUUUGGCCGUAUUCGAUUCUGAACAAACCCUAACUAUCAUAACGAUCGUAGCGAUCAUAUGGAAACCAGGCUUAGGAACUCUUGACUCUAAGCUGAGUUAGUGGUGAGUUCUGCUCGGGUCCUUGGACGUACAAGGCUCUCCCUCUCUGGUCGUCAAAAUUUUGAAUGUUAGUAGAACUUAGGAGAUUGAGAUUGUGGUUUGUUUUAUUUACUUUCUUAACAAGAAAGUGUGUAGAAAAAGUGCCUUGUAAAUGAGGAAGAGAAGAAACAAAAAAGAAACUAUGAUGAGAUCAACAGGCAAUAUCCUUCUUCGAGCCCGGUAAAUAAGCACAUAAAUAAACAACAAAAUGCUGGAAAAAUUCUUUCACUAGAGAAUUAAUUGAUCACUACACCUUCCGUUCAAUUUCAGAACGAAAAUCUGUUCCCCAUGUUUUACAACGGCAAAAAGUACUGCGUUAGUUGGAAUCAAAAAGCCAAGUAAGUAACUUAACCCCCCAAAAUAAGUAGUAAUUUAAGUGAUUUGUUUUUCAGCGAGACACUCGUGUCUUUCCUCCGCCGUGAUCAUCUGCGGUGCAAAGUUUUCAUCAUAUGGAAACAGCAAACACGGUCGGAUGUGUCGUAUGAGCAAAGUUCAAACUAUGGACGAAAAGGAAAAAACUAUUUUUAAAACUACAAAAAAUCCAAAAAAAGAUAUUUUUCUCUUGAGGACGAGACAACAGCUAAAUCUAAAUUAGCGAAUGCUCCAAAAUGCUCUAAAUUUCACUGGACUAUCGAUUUGUAAAUCAAAUCUCCAGUUUCAAUUUUGAGACAAGAGUUACUAGUUAAUGUUGGACAUGGUUCAUAUUUCCAGGAAAGAACAGCCCGUUGCAUUUGACGAUUUUGAUCAGUAAGUUCCUCGAUUUUUCCACUGAAGUAUAGAACCAACUGGAGUUGUUAGUUAUGCUUUUUAUAAAGAUUUACACUUGCACUUGAGAAGGAAAAACGCCUUCCGCUGAAUGCGACGACUGCAUUCGGCCCAGGCUUUUUUGGCCAGCUUUUAACUGAAUUUAGCCGGGACGUUUUGUGUCGGCUUACAUGACGGAAUACCAGGAUUGAUGACUUCAAAGUAUUGUGCUCUCUUCGCUUUUUAUAGUUUUUAGUUGACUGUAUAAACUCAAACUUAAGCAAGCGUGCGUUUCUCUUAUAGUCGACCUCGAAGCUAAGGUUUAGUUACCUAAAAGGUUUGGAACAUGUAUCUGAAUGAAAAGUAUAAAAGACAGAUUGGCAGAAGACCAGGCCGACAGAAACAUUGCACUAAAAAUUUGGAGAAUCAAACUGAGGAGGAGUGCUAAUAUCACAGGGGGCCCACACAAUCUGUUUGUGUAGCCGAUUGUUAUUUUAUAGUAAAUGUACUGGAUUUACCGUUUGCUUCACCUAUAGCGAUAUAUCGCUAACUAUGUAUAUAAAUCAAUAAUAAAUAAACGUUGAAUUACCUUACCUGUGGUGUAUAGUCGUCCUUUUGCCUCAAAAGCGGUUUUUUGAGCGAUUUUGAAGGAGUUUGAGUUCGCCGUUGACUGUUCCAUAUAUGAUAUAUGAGCGAUUUUGAAGGAGUUUGAGUUCGCCGUUGACUGUUCCAUAUAUGGAACAGUCAACGGCGAACUCAAACUCCUUCAAAAUCGCUCAAAAAACCGCUUUGAGGCAAAAGGACGACUAUACACCACAGGUAAGGUAAUUCAACGUUUAUUUAUUAUUGAUUUAUAUACAUAGUUAGCGAUAUAUCGCUAUAGGUGAAGCAAACGGUAAAUCCAGUACAUUUACUAUAAAAUAACAAUCGGCUACACAAACAGAUUGUGUGGGCUCCCUGUGCUAAUAUGCGGAGAUUAAGGACUUUAAAAGUCGUUAGUAAAAGGCGACAGAAACUGAGGAAGAAAAGCGACCGAUAAUGAGAAUUAAGACGGCCCAAAAGCUUAGAGGUUGCUUUCUAUCUCUAAAAUGUGACUAAUUCACAAGGAUUGGAAUUUCACAACACAAGGCUCUAACAUGAGCUGUUAAUGAAAAGUAAAUUUGUUGUGAUUUUGGCUAAAGUUGUGGAUUUAUUUUCUUUUGAUUGUACCGUGCUUGCAGGCUUCAGACCACUGGUAGCUGGACGAGGCGAGGAUGCUCGGUUCUGAAAACAAACAUAACGCAUACUUCCUGCGCUUGUGAUCAUCAAGGAAUAUUUGCUGUCCUGGGACAAGAAAAGGUAUGGAUCAAAAGUUAAUGUUCUUUGUACGUGCUCAAAGGACAUAACCAGCAAAGCAAGAGAGUAUGUCCCCUAAAGCCAUUAAAUGGAAGUCUUGGGAAGGAAACUGGUAACUAAGAAAAAAUUAAAGAUUUCUUUCACCUGGUCGAGAAGGAAAUUAUGACCAAUAAUUCUAAUUUAACUUCACAUUUAGAGCCCCCUAGAUAGCUCGCUCUCAGGCUACAUUUAACGUAGCUUGUACAAUUUGUUCAACAUUGUAAUUCAGUGUCAUCUUUCAGGACUAAAAUACCCUAGCUCUCGAAAAUCUUUUUCUUACUGGUGACUCAGUUGAGAACUUUUUGCAAAACUUCCGAUUUCUUGUUUGUUUUUUAGAUUGAUUCCAGCAAACUUAACCUGUUGGCAAAUACGUACAUUGGAAUUGGGAUUUCAUAUUUCAUUCUCAUCUUGGCCAUUGUGCAUAUUGUCUGGAAAGUGUAAGUAUCAGUAGAACCAUCGGUAUUCAAAUAAGUGUGGGAGGAAGCUAUGCCAUUUUUAUAUCUUUUUUGUUCACUAAGACCUUCUCUUUGCUAGCGUAUUGGGAAAGAAUUGAAAUUUUGCCUUCUUCUGAACAAUGUCAGGUUUAUUCGCUACAAAAAAGAAGUUUCCUUUGCAUUUUUAUAUGUAUUUCGUUAAUUAUAAUUAUAUUGACUCUUUUUAGCGAAAUCCACGGUGGAGAAGUCAUGCGCAUUAACAUGUGUGUCGCCAUUAUGAUCAUGCAGUCUGUGUUCCUGAUUGGCGCCCAUGUCAAGGCUCAACAGGUAAUAAAAAAUGUCAGCAGAUUGAAAUGAAAAUGGUCGCGCCGGAAAGGACAAUAUUUGUCCUAUCACAGAUAAAAGAUGACACUGUGUUUAGUUACUGGCCAUUCUCAGCACCGACAAAGUCCAUAAAUCUGAAGAAAAUACUCUUGAUAUAUUAAUUGUAAAAAUCCAGCAACCUAAGUCGCCAUUAUGAAUCUGCUUAGCAGCUUGGCCCUCUUUGAUUUCAUUCCGUCUAAAUUGGCGGGAAACUCGAGAGGCCGGGUUGUAGGUUAAGGUAGCAGGCAGUUACUAUCUGAUAUGUAGCCUAAGAAAACAGCUAACAUUUCGGGACCUUCGCAACUGGAGAAAUGACAUCUGGGAAAUGAGUGCAGAAAUUCCAUACUGAUAACAAGGCACUACCCAGAUCUGAGUGGUAACACGUCAUCAGUUUGGAAUAUCUGUGCUCGUUUUCAGACGUCCUUUCGCGGGAAUACCAGUAGUGACGUCGCGCAAAAUGUCGGCUGUUAUCUCAGGCUAUCAGAUAUCUAAAAAGUACGCCUUCCUUCACCCGAAAUCCUAAAUUUUAACAAGAGAGCCAUGAUACUGUUCUUUCCCCAUCAAUCUAGCCUUGUCCUCAUCGUUUUAUUAAAACUUUUGUUCGCAGGCUCUUUGUGGAUUUCUUUCCUUCGCCGUUUAUUUCUCUGUUUUGGCUGAGUUCUGCUGGCUCCUUCUUCAUGCUCUGAGAAUCCAUGGCAAAAUCAAGAAACUCUUUGCUUCCAAUCUCAACAUUGAGAUUGUGUAUUUCGGAAUUGGAUGGGGUAUGAAUAUUUAAGUUGCUCGGUCAUUUGAACUUUCCUAUUGAUUGCAAUUUGCACCGAUCUGCAAAACCUCCCGUCAAACCCACCUUCAUUUAUUAAUGAAUUAUGCGCCAAUAAUUAAAAUUUGUCGGCUUGCUCUUGAAGUAACUCUGUGACUUAAAAAACAAAUCAAAAGUCAUUAAGUUUUAGAUUCACACUAUGCGAUUUCUCUCACAGACAGUCAAAACUAGAACUUAAGGUUUUCUUCAUAUCAGAGGGCAGUAAGAAGCACAACGUCAGCAAAUUCGUUGAAUCGUUGAACAGUAAAUGAGACUGUCAGCAUUGUCCAUAUCCUCGUUUAAAAUACUGUAUUUAUUUUCUCAGAGAAUAAACCACUGAAAGAGGCGACAGGGUCAUUUGACUAAAUCAACGAUUUGCGUUAGCCAUAGCUUCUUAUAGAUUAGCUUAGUUAAAUUCACUAACUAUCUCACGAUGACAUUUUGAUGUUGCUUACAUGCAGGGUUGCCGCUGCUUUUGGGACUUAUUGCCAUUGGUGUAAAGAUCAACUUGAAGAAUCCAGAUGACGUGUAAGUACCUUUCCUUACAUUCAGUUACCGCUCUAAUAUUUCUGCUAAGCAUGUCUCCGAUUAUUUCUCAAACUGUUGACAUUCUUUUUUGGUCAUUUGACAGCUGCUGGGAGGCGGCAGUUGGAGGAGCCAUGUGGGGAUAUGCGAUGCCUGUCAUUGCCAUCGCUUUGGUAAGCAACGGCUCAUAAUGAGUCAGGGAAUUAAUUUUGUGAAGUCGUAUUUAUUUGCAUUAUCCCUCCGAAAAGGUGAUUUCCUUGUUUUUGAAGGCAUGGAUGAGCGGUUGUACUAGCAAGAGAUCAGAUCCAAUGAUCGCUCUGCCAUUAAUAUACAUCGCAUGCUCUGAAACCGCGGAAGUUGCUGCGUGUCUUUCUUGGUGAAUUUUGGUUCAAUUUUCAUGCCCUGUAUCACAUUUUGUGUUUUCUUGCUGGUUCUCGCGCGCCCGACGCGCCUAACACCCAGUCUAUUUUCAUUUCGCCCUGCUGUUAACGUGAUUUGUUUCCCUAAAUUCCUCUUUAAUGUUCUUGGCAUUAAUGAUAAAAACGUUUGAAACCCUCGGUUGUUUUUCCAGUUAAAUGUGGCUGUCUUGGUGAAGCUGCUCACUCCAACUCAGGAUGUGAGAGACGGUUACGAUUAUGAAGAAAUGAGGUAAGUAUAAAACUGGUACGCAUUAUUUGCACAAAGGAGAUGCUCUGUAAAAGCUUGCAAAUUACUCAAUUUUUGUAAAUACAAGACGGUCUCAGCAGAGAAAAAAAUACAGUAGGGGACAUCUCUGCUUUUGGGUGCCAGUCAACCAAUGGUAAACCAGGAAUGGAUAACCUUUAAGACUUACGGGAUUCGCUCAAAGAAAAUUCAGCAGUUGAUGUGAAAGAACUGAAGGAGAGGACGCAGAUAGGAGAAAGUCAGAAGAACAUCAUUUAUCGAGAUUGUGAAAAAUUUUUAUCUCGGAAAAAGUAAACUUUAAAGAUAAAAUUACUGAGAUGACUAUUUCUUUACCGCGGCAGGAGUCGCAGGACUGGAGCUCAGUCGGUAGAGAACUUGACUGCAGAGCGGGAGGUCGAGGGUUCGAUUCCCGGGGCAGGACAAAUACUCAGUUUCUUAAGUAGCUGAGAAAUAAAUGUACUGCCCUUGCCCUGAAGCGGCUUGCCUUUCGCGUAGCUGGGAUGACCAUGUAAAAUGGCGGUUCCUUCUCCGAAUAGUAUCCUCAAUUACCUUCGUGUUCAAUACGUUGACAUUCAAAUAAAGUGCAUUUUUUUUAUUUUUAACGAAGCUUACUCAUUGCAGGUAUCGCGUGAUUAAAGACAUGUUUAUUCUGCUGUGUUUUGGGUUAACCUGCACAUUCGCUUACCAGGCCGUGGAAGAAGAACGAUUCCUUGAGCAGUAUCUGCUCUCUUCUUUUGUCAUCAUGCAGGUAAGUCACGCGACUAUUCAUUAGCUGCCUGGUCGUGACACAGCUGUCACGUAAAAUGCAAUGUUGCUACUGAAGAUUAUCAUUCGUUCCACAUUUUCUGUCACCACACCCUUUGAACUGUUAUAGGCUGGUUUUCACUGGCAACGGAUUCGGAUUCGGAGUCGGAGUAGUAAUCAGAAGCGUAGCACUUUACGAUCUAGUGAAAACAGGGCUCUGUUUCUUCUGAUUCCGCUUACGACAUUGUCGUUUAUUUUACGAUCAAGUGAAAGCUGGGUCGUCGGAGUCGCAAGUAGAAGCGGAAGAACUAAACCAGUCACAAAGCGUGGAAACGUGCAUUGUGAUUGGUUUAUCCUUCCGCUUCUCUUUCCGACUCCGACAAUCUGGUUUUCACUAUAUAGAUCAUAAACGGAACCUAAGUGACGAAGUCGUGAGAGGAGUCGGAAGAAAAUGGAAAACGUUCUGAUUCUUCUGACUCCGAUUACGUCGCGCUUAUGACCCCGCUUACGACUCCGAUUUUUGAUUUUCACCAGGUCAUAAGCGCUCUUGUGACUCAGUUUACGACUCCGACUCCGUCGCUAGUGAAAACCAGCCCUAAGUUUCGAGCUUUUAUCCAACUGAUCUGGUGAAUGCUUUUUUUUUCUUAUUCUAGGCUCUUGCCAUGUUUGUCUUCGGAAGGGAGGUAAGAAUUUUAAAACGGAUGAGGGAAUGUGCAAUUGAAAUGAAAUUUGAAGUAAAAACGUCUUGAAGUGUCGAAUGUAUCUAGCUGAGAGAAAAUCAUCCUCAAUAUAUACAGGAGAAAUCUAAGCAGAGAGGUUACAGAAAUUUUAUGUGAUAAAGAAAUGUAAUGCAUUAUAAAAUGCAAGAGAAAUGAAUAAGGUAAAGACUGACUGAAACAAUAAGAAAACGAAUGAAUGAAUGAAAAUUGAAAGGGAUACGGUUAAGUAGGUCUUAAAAGAAUUGCAAAUAAUCAUCACUUAUAAGUGAGACUGGCAAAAACGAGUUUCCACAGUAACUGAAACUUCGGCAAAACCGCAAAAGAGUUGAAUAUUUUUUAAUGACGACUUGAACGAUCUUUGUCAGAACUCCCUAGAGAAAGCUUUGAACUUAACCAAUUACAAGACCUUCAUAUAGGAGUUCUUAUCUUGAAGUUUGUUUCGAGAUUUUUUAGGUUCUUUAAGAAGAAACAACAAAGAAGAACAACUGCUUGUUCCUGUUCUCUACCGAGAUAACAAAGUGAUAUCAUAGACCGGCUGUACUUUGCUCCCAGGGAGACCACGUGACUUAGUUUAAUCCCAUCAUUCCCUACGUGUACUCAAAGACGGCGAGUUAAGAGUAGCCUGCCAGACGUUUUUGAGCGACGCACAUCCAUAUUCUGCAGUUGUUCGCCCACAUUUUUGGGCAAGAGCAGUACAACCAGGCAUUACCAAUUUUGCAGCGUCAAGAUGUAUUAAAGGGAAGAAGGCCUCACUUCCGAUUGACGAACGUCACUCAGGUGUAGCAGACUAACUUCGUUGUGAAAUACUCAUAAACAUGUCUCUUGAAUUUUCAGGGUCGGAAAGAUUUCAUUAAGCGCGUCGAGAAAGCCAGAGCGGAAACGGAACCCGAACCUGCAAAAGAAGAACCCGUAGAAAAUAUUUACGAGGAUAUCGAAGAAGAAAAGGCUCCCGAGGAAAAAAAUGCAGAGAAAGGACGAGUUAAGAGGACUCGAAAAAGAGCAUCAGUGAGUUAAAGUAGCUUCUUUUUAAAAGCUGAACGUCUUGCUGACGCCUCGAAAUCACACCUAGGUUCAAAGAUGCCAAAUUAACUUGACAGAGUGACUACUUCUAUAUUAAUAGGUGGUGUGAGAACGGCAUAUUUAACGGCAAAAAAAAUUUGCUAAUAAGCAAAACAAGGCCAUAUCAAGCGCAUCGAAGUUAGUCAAAAAUGCUCCACUACGCGUUGUAUUUCGAUUUCCCUUCUGUUGGAUAUGUCAUAAAUCACUGUAUUUCGUGUUAAUAUUACCUUAAUAUUAACUCUGAAUCAUGUCUUUCAGAACAAACCACCAGAGAGGAUUGCCGUUUCCACGUUGAAAAACCUCAAUAUCUACAAGGAGGGUGACCAGUACGUCAUCGAAGCUUGAGCCUAUCAAAAUCGCCGAUUUUCAUGAAACUUUUUUGCAAAAAAAUGUAGAUAUUACAGCUGAGGAGAACAUCCGUAUAUUCAAGAUUGAAAUAACUCUUCAUCCAUCAAGCUUCAGGCAGUUUUGAGCAAUUUUUGUUACAGUCGUUAUCGGAUCAUUUGAGGCUUCUGGUUAACUGACCUCCUACCCUUCCCCUAAGUCACCCUAAGUUUUGUCUUAAGUGAGAAGUAAGUGCUAAUGUUGAAUUAGGGGAGGAGUGGGUGGUCAGUUACACAGAACCCUCAAAUGAUACUAGGGAGCUUAAGGGCCUGUUUGCAUGAAGGUGGGGAACCCCAGGUAGGUGAGGUAACAUGUGGCGGGUUACCCGACCUAACAUGUAAACGUGAUCACAUUAAUUGCGUGAACAGGCGGGUUACCCCACCUAAGCGGGUUACCUCACCUACCUGGAGCCCGCCACCUCCAUGUAAACAGGCCCUAAGCAAAAACGACGGCGGCGGCUACGAAAACGUCACUUAAAAAGUUAAGAAGCGCUGUUUCAAACUUUAUCUCGCUUAUUCCAUCUCGUUCAAUUCGUCAAAUGUUGGCAAUUUGAAUUCUAACAGGCUGUUUCGCAGUUUAGGAAAAGAAAAAGAAAGUCGUUGGUUUCGUUCACGUCCUCCAGUUGUCCUCCACAAAACGUGAAAUUAGGCAUUUUCACGUUGUAGUUGUGCAGUGACGGCAAAGAAAUGUACAAAAAAGCGUGAUGCACGUGCAGAGUUGGUAUUUUUUAGACCUAUUGUUUGUUUGCCGGUCUCGUUGACGUCACCGGCGUCGUUGCUUAAGCCCUGGCGACAUUAGAACAGUCGUAUUUAAUGUGUACUACUAUGAAAUGUGUAACUGUUAAUGUGUACUCUCUUUUGAAGAUGAAGGAAAGUUUCUUAUUAAACUAGUGAACAUUGUAACAGUCGUGUUUAAUGCGAACUCUUUUGUAGAUGAAGAAAAGUUUCUUAUUUAAUUACUUUGUUUAUGUGCGGUAACUUCUGUCUUC
This is a messenger RNA of Porites lobata, 24452 nucleotides long. NCBI's taxonomy places the organism in Eukaryota, Metazoa, Cnidaria, Anthozoa, Scleractinia, Poritidae. The record is from the annotation of a GenBank genome assembly.